Molecule: messenger RNA, 1412 nt
Organism: Eubalaena glacialis (North Atlantic right whale)
Lineage: Eukaryota; Metazoa; Chordata; Mammalia; Artiodactyla; Balaenidae
Gene: CHST9
Product: carbohydrate sulfotransferase 9
Exons: 6
Coding region: 84-1412 (442 amino acids)
Biological process (GO): carbohydrate biosynthetic process; proteoglycan biosynthetic process
Cellular component (GO): membrane
Molecular function (GO): sulfotransferase activity
Source: RefSeq, a predicted model, not a curated record
CUUCACGGAACGAGCACUUAAGAGGAAGAGAAAGGAUCGAAACUCUGUGGAAAACCAAACUAUGUGGUCUUCAGAAAUGAGAGAUGCAGCCAUCUGAAAUGGUCAUGAACCCCAAACAAGUCUUCCUCUCAGUGCUGAUGUUUGGAGUAGCAGGGCUACUCCUCGUCAUGUAUUUGCAAGUCUGGAUUGAAGAACAACACACAGGACGAGUGGAGCAGAAAAGAGAACAAAGAGCAGCUUCAGGAUGGGGGCCUGUAAAUUACUUGCAGCCUAUAGCCAGAAUCAGGGAGACAGAAAAAAUCCAGGACCAUAUCACCAACCAGAACCCCAAGUCCCACAUGUCCGAGGAGCCCAAGAAUAAAGAGGAAAAUCUACUCAACUCUGAGAGGCCUACUAGGGUCUUCACAGAGAACAACCACUCCCAAGGAGAGGCUCAAGUUUUGAGUAGGAUCACAGGAUCACCAACAAUUCAGUUGAUUGAAAAACAUCAAGGGACUAAGACCCUUUUCAGGAAGUUCAGCGAAAUGAAUUGGCCGGUGGACAUUCGCCCUUUAAACAAAAGCUUAGUCACAGAUAGCAAAUGGAAGAGAAUUGAUGCAACUCAAGAAAAACGCAGGUCUUUCCUUCAGGAAUUUUGCAAGAAGUACGGUGGGGUGAGUCGUCCUCAAUCCCAUCUUUUUCACAUGGUCUCCAGGAUCUAUGUAGAAGAUAAACACAAAAUUUUAUACUGCGAAGUACCAAAGGCUGGCUGUUCCAACUGGAAGAGGAUUCUGAUGGUACUCAACGGAUUGGCCCCCUCCGCGUACAACAUCUCCCAUGAUGCUGUUCACUACGGGAAGCAUUUGAAAAAGCUCGACAGCUUCGACUUAAAAGGGAUUUAUACUCGUUUAAAUACCUACACCAAAGCUGUGUUUGUUCGUGAUCCCAUGGAAAGAUUAGUGUCUGCAUUUAGGGACAAAUUUGAACACCCCAAUAGUUAUUACCAUCCAGUAUUUGGAAAGGCAAUUAUAAAGAAAUAUCGGCCGAAUGCCUGUGAAGAAGAAUUAAAUAAUGGAUCUGGCGUCAAAUUCAAAGAGUUCAUCCACUAUUUGCUAGAUUCCCACCGUCCAGUAGGAAUGGACAUUCACUGGGAAAAGAUCAGCAAACUCUGCUAUCCAUGUUUGAUCCACUAUGAUUUUGUAGGAAAAUUUGAAACUUUGGAAGAAGAUGCCAAUUACUUUUUACAGCUGAUUGGAGCUCCAAAAAAGCUGAAAUUUCCCAACUUUAAGGAUAGGCACUCUUCUGAUAAAAGAACCAAUGCUCAGGUGGUGAGACAGUAUUUAAAGGAUCUGACUAGAACUGAGAGACAAUUAAUCUAUGACUUUUAUUACUUGGAUUAUUUGAUGUUUAAUUAUACAACUCCAUUUUUAUAG